AUGGACAUAAAAUCAGUGAAAUUCGAUGAGUACAAUCCUCAAACAGAUAGUUGGGACAAUUAUCUAGACCGUUUAAAAUUUUGUUUCGAGGCUAACGGCGUCAUAUUAGAUUCUGCUAAAAGAGCAAAUUUUUUCACAGUGUGUGGUUCACGAGUUUACGAAACAUUACUUGCAUUAAUUACUCCAAAAAAAGCGGUUGAUGUGACAUUCAGUGAAAUAGAAACAAUUUUAACAAAUCAUUAUAGCCCAAAACCUAACGAAAUUUCUGUGUCUUAUAAAUUUUAUAAUUGCAAUCAAAAACGUGAUGAAGGUGCUUCAGAAUACAUUGCUCAUUUACGAAAACUAAGUUCGGGGUGUAACUUUACUGAUUUAGAAAGAAUGUUACGGGAUAGACUGGUAUGCGGUAUGUGUGACAGUAAACUGCAAUAUGAGUUAUUGAAACGAGACAAUUUGCGUUAUCAAGAUGUAGUUGAUGCGAUGUUAUCAGCCGAAAGUGCAGGGCGAGAUGUUCGUAUGAUUCAAGGCAACACAACAGGAGCUAUGACUCAGUCAGAACUAGCAUUACCAUACAGUUCAGCGAGUGGUACAAGUGAACCGAUGGAUAUAAAUGCUGUACAAUCAAGAGCAAAUGUCCGCUUUUGUUAUCGUUGCGGUGACCGCCAUUCAGGAGAAUGUCGUUUUGUAAAUACAGUGUGUCGGUAUUGCAAGAAAAAAGGACAUUUGGAGAAGAUUUGCAUAAGUAAGAAGAGGAAUUCUUCUCAGCAAAUAAAGUUUAUAUCAGAAGCAGAUGAUCAUUUAAAUGGAGUUUAUUGCGUUCAUACUAAUAGCCGUGUCCCACCAUACGAAGUUGAGUUGUCACUUGCAGGCGUACCAAUCCAUAUGCAAGUUGAUACAGGAGCUAGUUUUUCGCUAAUUAACGAGCAGACAUGGCACAUACUACACUCUCAAUUAUCGGAUGCUGUGUUACAACCUAUUGCAAUAUCGUUGCGGACCUGGACUGAAACACCGGUCAAACUUCUUGGGCAAAUUACGUUGCCUGUGUGUUACAAGAAUAUUUCGAAGGACCUAUGUGUUAUUGUAGCGAAGGGUAAUGGGCCCAACCUUCUGGGUCGAGACUGGCUGAACCCUCUUAACAUUACUAUGAAUGUCAAUUAUGUUUCCAGUGCUGAGUUAUUGGAAAUGGAUAGUGUAUUAUUGAAACAUAAAGAGGUAUUCAAAGAUGGACUCGGUACAUACCGUGGACAUCCAGUAACAAUACACAUUAAACCAGGAGUUAUUCCAAAAUUUGUAAAAGCACGUCCUGUACCAUUUGCUAUAAAGCAAAGAGUAGAGAUGGAAAUAGAUCGUCUAGAAAGGGAAGGAGUUUUACAUCCAACGACUUUUUCGGAGUGGGCCACACCAGUUGUGCCAAUAAUAAAAAAAUCUGGUGAGAUUCGUUUAUGUGGAGAUUACCGCAGUACAGUUAAUGAAGCAACAGAGUCGGAUAUUUAUCCCAUGCCCACGGCAAAUGAAGUCUUCGCUACCAUAGCUGGAGGAAGAUUUUUCACAACUUUAGACCUAGAUAGAGCUUACACACAAGUAGUUGUGGAUGAUAAUACGUCAAAGCUUCUAACAUUAAACACGUGCAAGGGUUUAUAUACAGUGCAUAGGUUGGCCUUUGGGGUAAAAGCAAGUCCAGGAAUUUUCCAGCGCUUAAUGACUUCUUUACUGGCUGGCAUUCCAGGAGUGGCAGUUUUGAUAGAUGACAUAAUCAUAUGUGGUCGUACUAUGUUAGAAAUGCAAAAAAGAUUAGAUUUAGUACUAGAUCGAAUUGAAGGGGCAGGAUUACGCUUAAAUAAAAUGAAAUGUCAAUUUGCUAAAGAAAAAGUCGAAUUUUUAGGCUAUGUUAUCGAUUCUGAGGGAAUACAUCCUGCACCAAGUAAAGUCGAAUCUAUAGUAAAUACUCCAGCACCCAAAAAUAAACGAGAACUGCAAGCAUUUCUCGGGUUGUACAAUUUUUAUGAAAGGUUCAUACCUCAUAAAGCGACAAUAUUUGAACCAUUGCAUCGAUUAUUAGACUCUUCACAGACAUGGACAUGGUCUGAGCGUGAGCAAAGUUCAUUUGACAUGGCUAAAAGCUUACUCGCAUUUGAUUUAACUCUAGUUCAUUAUGAUGUAAAUAAGCCAGUAGUUCUUACCUGUGACAGUUCGGAAUAUGGGGUAGGAGCAGUAUUGUCACAUGAAAUGGAGGAUGGCCAAGAACGGCCAAUAGCAAUGGCAUCGAGAACCCUUCAUGCACAUGAACGACGUUAUUCUCAGUUAGAUAAAGAAGCCACAUCAAUUAUGUUUGGCAUUAAAAAAUUUCAUAAUUACCUCAUGGGUCGUAAUUUUCGGAUAAUUACGGACCACAAACCAUUGCUUGGUAUAUUUAACCCUAAAAAACCAAUGUCAAAUAUGUUGUCUCCUCGAUUGACGAGGAUUGCGAUUGCUUUAAUGUCUCAUGAUUAUGAGAUUGUAUAUAAACCGGGAUCACAAAUAGGUAAUGCAGACAGUCUAAGUCGAUGGCCACAUCCAGUCAACGAACAACCAGAACAACAGUUGUCUGAAGUUUUGUUGAUGGCUGAGACUCCAGAGGAUUUUCCAUUUAAUGCUAAAGACAUAGCUAUAGAAACGAAACGCGAUAGAACUUUAUCUCAGGUUAUUUAUUAUGUUCAACGUGGUUGGCCUGCUAGAAUAACAGACGCAGAUUUACGCCCAUUUUGGCUGCAUCGUGCAGAGUUAUCACUACAAGAGGACUGUAUAUUAUUGGGCUGCCGUGUAUUAGUACCAAAAUUAAUGCGCCGUAAAACUUUAGAAAUGUUGCAUAAAACACACACAGGGAUAGUGCAAACAAAAGCACUUGCAAGGAGCUAUGUGUGGUGGCCAAAUCUUAAUGAGGAUAUAGAGACACUGGUAAGAGGCUGUCCGAAAUGUUUAGAGAAUCGCCAUAUGCCUCAAAAAUCCAGUCAUGUAUGGAUUACACCCACAAAACCAUGGUCAAGGAUUCAUAUUGAUUUUGCUGGACCAUAUCAUAAAAAAUAUUUUUUAAUCAUAGUGGAUGCAUACUCACGCUGGCCAGAAUUAUUUAUGGUAAAUAACACUACCUCAUCGACAGUUAUAAGACUUUUGAGAACAACAUUUGCAACACAUGGCUUAUGUGAAGUGAUGGUUUCUGAUAAUGGACCAUCAUUUGUCUCAAAAGAAAUGAAUGAAUUCCUAAAAGCUAAUAACAUACGUCAUAUAACUACAGCACCAUACCACCCAUCUACAAACGGGUUGGCAGAGAGAAUGGUACAGACAAUUAAGGACAAACUGUGCAAAAUGGAGGAUCUAGCAUGGGACACUAAAAUACCAAAUUUGUUGCUUGGUCUUAGAGUUACACCAUGCACCGCAACCAAUAAGAGCCCAUCUGAACUACUAAUGAAGAGAUGUUUACGUACACUUUUAGAUACUAUACAUCCAGAUUCAGCAAAAACUGAGAAAAUCGAAAAACAAAUUAUCAAUAACAGUCAGAGGAAAAACAGGGAAACUAAUGUAGGUCAGGAGAUUAUGUACCGCAAUUAUAGCAGUGCUGGCCCAAGAUGGCUGCCAGGAAAAGUUAUUAACAAAAAAGGGCCAUCAAGUUAUGAGAUCAGAACCAAUAAUGGUAUAAUAAUCAAUAGACAUAUUGAUCAGUUAGUUAAAAAAGGGCCUAAUAUUAGUUGUGAGGAUUCUGAAAUGCAGGAGGGACAAAGAAUGAUUAGAACCGCUGAAUCAGUAGAGGGUGUAUGUCCUGAGAGUUCAGAUAGUGUCAACAAUGAAGAAAAUCAAGAAAGUAGUCAAGACACUGAUAUAAUAAUUGAGAUUCCAGACUCUAAUAAAUGGGCAGAGAUGUUAGGAAUACCACCCACAGCAGAGACAACACUUCCAACAAGUAGAAAGAUAAAACAUAAGUCAAGUUUACAUUCUAAAACACCAUAUGAAAGAUCAAACACUAAUAGAGAAAAUCUUUAUUUAUCUUAA
Molecule: messenger RNA, 4020 nt
Organism: Parnassius mnemosyne (clouded apollo)
Lineage: Eukaryota; Metazoa; Arthropoda; Insecta; Lepidoptera; Papilionidae
Source: the annotation of a GenBank genome assembly